AUGACAAAGAGUUCUUUUGUAGAUGUUACAGAUUGUUUAACUACUGGAAUAGAAGUUGCUCAAAGUGUUUCUUCGAUUAGCACUAGUUUAGAUAUAGCCAAACAGACACUUGGUGUAGUUGAUGCAGUUGGUGAAGUUAUUAAACCGUUUGUUCCACUGAUGGGCAUUGUAACUGUUUUGGUGGGAGAGAUAAUCCAAGUUUAUGAAAAUGCUCAAUAUAAUAAAAAAAUUUGCAUUGCUUUUGUUGAUCGGGUAGAAGCUGCUCAAUUAUCUGUUAAAGCUUUACAACGAAGAAAAGAAGAACAUGUAAAGACAUUUCAAAAUGAGAUAUAUUAUAAAAAUUUUAUACGUUUUACUGAGGUUUUGAGAAAAGUAAAAGAAUUUCUUGAAAAAGUAUCUCAUCUUCAUGGAUUUAAAAGAUUUAUUAAUACAAAUAAUGUUAAAGAAAAAUUUGAAUCACUUGCCAAAGAAUUUGAUGGUGUUAUAAAUGAUUUACAUUUCACAAUAACUGUGUCUGCUCAGAGUCAAAGUGAAAUUGAUCAAAAAAGUUUAAAGGAAGAUCUUAGUGAGAUGACCAAG
This is a messenger RNA of Entrophospora candida, 579 nucleotides long. The record is from the annotation of a GenBank genome assembly. Lineage: Eukaryota; Fungi; Glomeromycota; Glomeromycetes; Entrophosporales; Entrophosporaceae.